This is a messenger RNA of Epinephelus lanceolatus (giant grouper), 5703 nucleotides long. It is a transcript of the gene st8sia1, whose product is annotated as ST8 alpha-N-acetyl-neuraminide alpha-2,8-sialyltransferase 1. Gene Ontology annotation, biological process: N-glycan processing; oligosaccharide metabolic process. The record is from RefSeq and is a predicted model, not a curated record. Gene Ontology annotation, molecular function: alpha-N-acetylneuraminate alpha-2,8-sialyltransferase activity. NCBI's taxonomy places the organism in Eukaryota, Metazoa, Chordata, Actinopteri, Perciformes, Serranidae.
ACAAGAGGCACUUUGUCUCGGUGGAGGGGGUGUUGACAGGAGAAAGAGGGGGGAGGUGGAGGGAGACUGAAUUGAACUGGCCCGGUGAUCACUUGCACCGCAGACCCCGCAGCAGGACGAGGACAGCGGAGGCCCCAAGGAGAGGAGAGCACCGGAGGGCGGGAGACACAGGACCAACGUGGACCAGAUCGGACACCCACGGAGACACCUUGUGGUAAUUUGGAUACAGAGGGACACCGGGCGGGGAGGGGGGCCCGUAUGAUUCCUCUCAGUCCGGCUGUAACGAUGGUGGUGAUGCACCGACAGCAGAGCGGCGGAUUCCUGCAGACACACUGCACCACAACCCCGCAACCGAGUGUGAGCUGCUGCUGCCCGGUCAGACUUGCUCGCUUCUCUCCAUCAGAGCCUCACCGACGCAUCACAGGAUCCCCACACCGAAGCUUGACCCAAACAACCGGGUAGCAGCUUACCUUGCAGGCUCCAUUCAUACUCCGCCCCGUCUGCGGGAUGAGACGGGGAUUUGCGGCGGGACGCAGAGAGCAGCUUUGAACCGCUUCACUGCACCGGGGGGGUUGAUGUGCAUGCACCGGCUGCUUUGAGCAUUAAGACAAGAUGUUGGUGCGAUGCUACCGGGGCAAGCUGUCGGUGUGGGCCGCUCUGUGCGUGCUGGUGCUUUGCUGGUUUUACAUUUUCCCCGUCUACAGACUCCCCCGCGAUAAGGAGAUAGUGGAAGAGGUGCUGAGGCAGGGGGAAGUGUGGCAGAAGAACCAGACGGGCAUCGAUUUGUACAGGAAGCUGCUGACAGAAUGCUGCGAUCCUCGGAGGAUGUUCGCAGUGACCAAGGAGAACUCGCCGAUGGGCAAGGUCCUGUGGUACGAUGGCGAGUUUUACCACUCGCACACCGUCAACAAUGAGACCUACCCGCUCUUUGUGCAGGACAACCCCCUGCAGCUGCCCCUGAAGAAGUGUGCAGUGGUGGGCAACGGUGGCAUUCUCCGGCACAGCAAAUGUGGACAGGACAUCGACCAGGCCGACUUCAUCAUGCGGUGCAACCUUCCACCGCUUUCAAAGGAAUAUGUGGAGGAUGUUGGAACCAGAACACACCUGGUUACAGCCAACCCCAGCAUCAUAGAGAAAAGAUUUCAGAACCUUCUGUGGUCCAGAAAAGCUUUUGUGGACAGUAUGAAGGUCUACGGCUCCAGCUACAUCUACAUGCCGGCGUUCUCCAUGAAGCCUGGCACCGACCCGUCACUGCGGGCGUAUUACGCCCUUGCGGACACGUCCUCCAACCUCACCAUGCUCUUUGCCAACCCGGAGUUCCUGCGCACGGUGGGAAAAUUCUGGAAGGCCCGCAGCGUGCACGCCAAACGCCUCUCCACGGGGCUCUUCCUGAUCAGCUUGGCCCUGGGGCUGUGCGAGGAAGUGACGGCCUACGGCUUCUGGCCAUUUUCCGUCGGCCUGGACGAGCAGCCAGUCAGCCACCAUUACUACGACAACAUCCUGCCCUACAAGUGGUUUCACGCCAUGCCUGAGGAGUUUGUGCAGCUUUGGCACCUGCACAAAAGUGGCACGCUGCGCAUGAGAGUGGGACGCUGCUCCCCACAGGAAGGAGGGAGUUAGAGCUUCUCGAUGAGUAAAGCGACAGCGGUCAGUUGAAGUUUAGUGGGCUACAGGAAGCAGAUGAAGACAUUGGGAUUGUGAAGUGGCAGGAAGUUGUCGCCAUGACAAAAAAUGGGUGCGCUUAUUUCCUCUGAGGAACUUUGGCACUGCAUCUGUGUCCAUACACACUCCUGCUGCCCCCCAAGCUAAUCCCUAAUUAUCAUAAGAAUGUCCUCCACCCAGACCAGCAGCAUCAGGGACAAAAUACACACUAACACAUGUAGCCAAACACACACACACACACACACACACACACACACACACACACACACAUUCCCAAAACUCGCCAUAUCUCCUCCCCUUGUUUCUGAAAUUGUGUGUGCAUGGAUGUUUGUUUGUGGAAAGCCUCAGCUGGGACUAAUAAGGGUGAAAAUGUGUGCGGCUGGAUGGGUUUUUUUUCUGUUUUUUUGUAAGCUGACUACUGUAUCUGACUGACAUAUGGGGCAGCUGGACCAAACCCCCCUCUGGGUCUUUGUCAAACACAGACAGAAGGAGUGGAGGACCAGGGGGAAUAAAAAAAGGCACUGAAAGACUUGCGAAAUGGGAGGAACAAGGGAGAGAUAAUGGUAUCCUGGUACCUAGUAGCUUGAAUAGGGCUGAAAUUUAAUGGAGGAAAAAAAAAGACUGGCAGGGGGGAGAAGGAGAGUGAAAGCUGGCUGGUAUGUGUAUGAAAGGAUUUUUCUCUCUCUGCUUUUCUUCAACCGAGUGCUUGAUUGGCAUUCUCUGGUGCCAAACCGAGCUUUAGUUCAAAGCGGGAGCCAUUAGAGAUGGAGUCUUAAGUACUAUAUAGCCUAGAAUGUUUAGCCAAGUUGCAUUUGAACCCUUCAGUGAAAAGGGAAAAUGAGUACACCCGGGCGUCCACGUAUUGUUUUUGCCAAAUGUGAUUUUCAGGAUUAAUGUGAGUUCUUUUUUAGGUUCAUCAGAGGCCAUGAAAAGAAGGGAUAAAGCGUUGACAACGUAUGUGUAAUCAGAAAUGAACAUUUGCUGCAAAAAAGACCUCACACAUAGGUACCUCACCUCGAAGUGGACAUCAUCACCGACAGAGUAUCCUCUACUACACAAUGUAGUGUCACGUAUCUGUUUUACGAACUUCAUGUCUUUUUACUUCCUGUCAGAUCGACAUUUCUUAGCCUCUGAUCUUAGUGAUCGCAGUGCUGUUUAAUUUCUAAAUUAAUUACUUUUUUCACAGCUAACUUGUACAUAUUAUUAAUAGUAUUUACCGUUUGUGUUUGUACAUAGCGUUAUUGAUCAUUUUGAUAAUCACAGCAGUUUUUAGCAUGGUUAGCCAGUCAGCUAGCCUAACUAUCUACUAAAAUCAGAUUAUGUCAGCUCUAUGGAGCUUUACUGCUCACUUUAACAAGACAGUGUAUGUCCAUUAAUUUAAUAUAUUUGGCAGCUCUUCCAAGCACUGACUGUAUUUUAAAAAAAAAAAAAAAAAAGGAACCCUAGCCCUAGCUCUAACACUAACGUUAGCUAAGCUUUGGAAAUCAGGUAAACAUUGGAGCUACAGUGAUUGACUUAACGUUAGCUAAACUGGUUACUGGAACAAAGAAAGUGACGAAGUUAACGGCGAGGUUGCUCAUAUCUAUAGAGCUUUACUGCUGGCUUUUGUAAGAUGGCUUAUGGCUUACGUUAGCUUAUCUUUGAAAAUCAAGCUAACGUUGGUGCAACACUGAGUGACAAACAUAACUACUUCAAUUCAGUUCAUUGAAUUUAUUUGUGACAUAAAAUCAUAAAAUAUGAUUUCAGUAAAAUGUACAGUAACAUUAUCUUCAUCCCGAUCUUCACUGAGAUGUUAUUUUUGCAGAAAAUAAUGGUAGUCUACUAAAACGUUAACAACACAAUACACAAAACAAACUAAAUCAUUUCAACAAUUUGAAAGUUACAAAGCUAACUUUGUAAAGUGUCGUCUUUCAAUUCUACCGUAAUGUUAUUAAUUUUGCCUCUAACCUUGUUAACCUAACCAUGUUUUGUACAUACAUAUUGGUAAUAUUAUUGGUCAAUAAUGGUCAACCAUUUUAUAUACGUUAUCGAUUAUUUCGUAACCACCUCAGUGUCUUUGAUAGCUGUGAGCGCCAUUAGCUAGUCAGUCAAUGUAGCACCAAUGUAGCCUGAUUUUUGGCACUUAGCUAACGUUAGGUCGCUGUUGCUCUUUUUUACACUCGGUGCUUGAAAAAUCAUCCAUCAUUUAAAAGGCCAAUGGCCACUGGAACCCAGGACUUUUUAAAUCUGCCUGCGGCCUCAAGCCUUUGACCAAAUCACAGCCGUGAUGAUAUACAGUACAACAUCACUCCUUUUCGUGUGAUAUUGCUUAAGUGACAACAACUACCUUAAAUAACAGAAACCAUCUUUGGAAAAAAAUUGUCAAAAACAUGUCCCAUCCACUAACAUGGCGGGGGCAAAGUUUGUGACCAGUGGGUGAUUGAGAUGUUUCAGCUUCACCUUUUGAGAGCUGUCAUAUUCUCCAUCUUUAUAUACAAUCUAAGGAUAACCUUAAAUAAAUGAAAAAUACUUUUAGCAAUAUGUACAAAGCUAACUGUAAAAAGCUAAGCCACUAAUUUAGGAAUGAAAAAGAACUGUAAUCACUCAUGUCGGAGGUGAAGGUACCGUUAUUUUAGAUUUGAUAGGAAGUAAACAGAUAUAAAGUUUAUGAAACAAUUAGGCUUAUACUUCACGCUGCAUUCUUUAGGCAAAGAAUUUGGUAUGAUUCACUAUCAAGCAGACUCCUUGGGUACAACUGAACUGCUUCUUUAGAGGGGCAGUUACCAAGUCAUCUCUUAGUCGCUGUACUAUACUUGCCAAGUGCCAAGCCAAAGGAACAGUGGUCUCUUUGAUAGCUGCUCUCACACUGUCCUUGUGCUCUCAAAUGGCGAGACACUGAUUUAAAGAGAGUUAGUGACAGAAAAAAAACUUGAUGUCACAAAGUGACAUUUUAAUGGUUUCAUUUUUGUUUUCUUAGAUACUGGACAGCUGGUAGGGUAAAUUAUUAUUUUUGUUCUUGCAGUUAUCAUUUUGCAUCCAAGUACAGGAAGAACUGAGCCUCUGUCCUGUGUAUGUUCAUUACAGUGAUUUUUUUUUUUUUUUUUGCACAAGGGAAAAACAACUCGCUCAAGUAGAAGCCAACACGACAGACACGACAGUUGUUGUUUUUUUUCUUUGUUUUUGUACUUGCAAGCCUUGCAGAUGGAAAACUUGAUUUGAAAUUGUAUCUUUCUUUAAAAUAUGUUAUUUAAGAGUGAUAAAUGUGACCGUGCCAUAUUGUCAAUGCCGCAACAAAGGAUAACUCUGCAUGGAAAGUGCAUGGAGUGCACCACAAAAAAAAAAAAAAAACAACCUCGAACUCAAGGUACAGAACACAUGUCGAUAGUUUAGUGCUUUAUGCUUUUAUUUGUACUCCUUGUCUGUUAAACUGAAUAAGGUCCAGUGCCUUUUUGGAUGUAUUAAGGCACAAAGGAUCAUUCAAACGAGGGAUAGUUCUCGCUGACUUUCUUGGCCACACUGCAGAUCAAUCAAUAUGUCAUAGUGACCCCUGACAUCAUAUUACAUCAAAGAGAGCUGCACACUGCUGGACCAAGUUCAUGAAGUGAAGCAAAGUCUAAUCAUUUCAAGUCUAAAUGCACAUGUUGCUCUCCAGGACUCGAACUUGAUGAACACUUGGACCAAUUUGUUUUACUUAUUGUGAUGUGUCUUAUUUGCACCUUUUUAUUUGUCUCUCCUGUCCAGUAUUGUGAAUGAGUGAAAUGUGACAUAGUGAGAAUUUUGAGUAAGCAUGGUGAUUUUUUAAACAUGUAUGUGCUUUUGGUACACAGGUUGUAUUUGUUUAUCUAUUUCCAUUACAUUCUGAUUCAUGCCUUUAUUCCAUCCUAUCUGAGUGAUUAAAGGAGCUGAGAUUUUCUUAUUAAAAGGGAGAUGAAUUUGUCAUGUAAAUAUUGGUCUAUUACUGUAAUGGCCAAUUAGUUUUAGAUCGCCAAGCAUUCUUUAAAAGUCUAGUUGUUCAAAAGCUACUUCUGGUCCAAAUAAACUGCAGUUGUUGCCAACAGAAAA